This is a messenger RNA of Macrobrachium nipponense, 3563 nucleotides long. RefSeq names its product protein YIF1B-B-like (gene Yif1). Gene Ontology annotation, biological process: endoplasmic reticulum to Golgi vesicle-mediated transport. Gene Ontology annotation, cellular component: endoplasmic reticulum-Golgi intermediate compartment; COPII-coated ER to Golgi transport vesicle; endoplasmic reticulum membrane. Bases 303 to 1250 code for a protein of 315 amino acids. The record is from RefSeq and is a predicted model, not a curated record. The transcript has 9 exons. Lineage: Eukaryota; Metazoa; Arthropoda; Malacostraca; Decapoda; Palaemonidae.
GCUGAGGGAAGUUGUCAACAUCUUCGGCUGUGCCCCUUAAAAAAUAUAUAUUGUUGUGUGCCCCUGUUUUGCAGGGGUCUGGUACAUAUCCCCCACGAAUACAGGAGGACCAGUGUAUGACUGAAAAUUAAUGCUAUUGGUCGAAAUAAGGAGAGUAAUGCAUUUAACAAUGAUGUGGUUGCUGGAAUGGAAACGUCGUUAAAGAGGAGUACCUGUAUAGUCCAUGUCCAAAAUUGGCCCAGCCAGGCGAGAAGGUGAGGGGCCGCCGAGUGGCAAACAGCACCUCCCCCAGCGGUGGAAAUAUGUACGACAAUCAAUACGAUGCUUACGGGCAUCCGCAGCAGCAACCUCAGCAGCAGCAGCCUCCACCACAGCUGUUCGAGGACACCAGCACACCAAAUUAUGGCUAUUCAAAUCAAGGUGGUUACGGUGGCAGAGGCAACUAUGGAUAUGCCGGACAGAACCAGGGCGCUCCGCCAGAUGGAAGCUACGGCUAUCCUGGAAUGCCUGGCCCACAGAUAUUUCAGGAUCCCAUGGUAGCUAGUAUGGCAAUGCAAUAUGGUCAGAACCUCGUCGGCCAGGGACGUGAAUAUGUCGACAAAAAGUUGGAGAAGUAUGUCAGCAUGAGUCAGAUCAAGUACUACUUUGCGGUGGAUACCCGAUAUGUCUUGAAGAAACUCCAGUUGUUGUUCUUCCCAUUUACACACUCAGACUGGAGUGUGAGAUACGAACAAGAUGAACCUGUACAACCACGACAUGAAAUCAACGCACCUGAUCUGUACAUCCCGCUGAUGGCCGUUGUCACUUACAUCUUAGUAGCUGGGUUAUGUCUAGGGCUUCAGGAAAGGUUUUCACCUGAUGUGUUGGGUAUGCAAGCGAGUUCAGCACUUGUGUGGCUGGUGCUGGAGAUAUUCAUCAUCAUCGCCACAAUGUACGUCACUGCAAUCCACUCUCACAUCAAAACACUAGAUUUAUUGGCGUUUUCAUCCUAUAAAUAUGUUGGGAUGAUUGUUGCGUUGCUGGCAGGACUUCUAAUGGAUUCCUUUGGGUAUUACUGCAUGUUAGCAUACUGUAGUUUAAGCCUCGUGGUUUUCAUGUUCCGAACGCUACGCUGGCAGAUCCAAGGAGCGGGCGGAGCUAUGGACGGAUACAGCGCAGGAAACAAGCGACGGCUGUACCUCUUACUCUUCAUGUCAGGCCUCCAGCCGGCAAUGAUGUGGUGGCUCACCAGGCAUCUAAUGUCGGUUUAAACUUAGCCAUAACUUAAGUCACGAUUGUUUGUCUCGAUAUUAAAAUCAAUAUUUUUGCCAUCUGUUCUUUAGCUCCUUAAGUUGUUUAAGGAAUAGUUUUUUAACUAUCUUUUUGUACAGUUAUUGGCCAAAAAUCUAAGCAUACAAAGUUUUUUAUAAUCAUUUUUGUCAGGUUCCAACAUUAUAAACUUGCUUAUUCAGUGUUGAGGAACUUCAAAUGAAAAUCUCUUCAUGCUGGCAGCCCUAUGAGUGAAGAGGUUCCACUCCUGUAGGUCUGCUUGAACUCAAAUCGUGUGGAAAUCAUUUGAGAUUGUUGCCUAAUUUAUGAAAAUUGCUUCAUGUACUAAUAUUGCUGAAACUAGGUUUAGUUUUUUAUAUUAAGCAGGUUUUCUGUUGAGAUUAAUGAAGUGAACCAUUGACUAUUUAUGAUAGUGUGUGAGCUUGUCUGCAAAAGCAUGUACAGUACAGUAAAUUGUCUUUAGGCGAAAAACAGAAAAGGAAACGGGUACUUCAAAAAAGUUUGGACUGUAAUCCUCAAGUGGUUCUGUUGUUUGAAAAGUUUAAUAAAAUGUCGAGGACAAUGUUUAUCACUGUUUGUGACAUUACUUCAUAGCUGUUUCACUGUAGGUGUUUUGUUAUUAACACUUCGAGUGCUUUAAAAUAUUAUGAUGAAGUUAUGCAUUAAGAUGAAAUUCAGAGGUGAUGGUGACAUGAAAAUCACUGGAUAUUAGUUUUCUGUUUUAGAAAAUGAUUGAAACAAAACAAUGGUAAGUCACGAAAUAUAGACUCAACAUUUUGUUAUUCAGUCUUUGUCAUCAUUAAGUCAUUUUGUAAUUCAGUCUUUGCCAUCAUUAAGCAAACAGAAAUUCCUACAUUCAUUUCAACUCUUGUAAAUUUAUACAUUGUAUGUGGGUUCAUCAGACAUAGUCUAUGCAGGCAUGGAAAAAUUUGACAUGCACAUCGAGACAGUAAUGGAGAGCUCCAAGAACUUGGGUACUAUCAAUACUGAUGUGUAAUAAAUCUGGGUUUACUGUUCUCCCUGAAACCUAUUUUCCAAAGUCAGUCAUGCCUCAUGUGUCCAGAAUAAACAGUCUUCGAAAGUAAAAUGAUAACUUUUUCACUUUGAAUAGUUAUGAAGAAAAUGUGUUACCUUACGAUAUAGUGUAUAGCAAGUAAUGGACAGCUAUGAAGGAUGCCAAGAACAGUUCCCCAUACCUACACCUAAUUGUUUGAAGUUGUUUUGGUCUUUGUGUUCAAAAGGCAAACAUGUCUUAUUUAUUUAUUGUUACGUAUAUAAUUUAGGCAAAUACCUCACUGCCCCAAUAAUUGAUUACUGUACAUUUGUUUGUGGCCUUAGUGCUCUUUUGUGCUGAAAGAUUGUAAACUUAACAUUAUGCUGUAAAAGGACUUGUUUCAAAUUGCAGACUCAUUCCACUACAGGUAUACUAAAAUUUUUGUUGGGAAGAACUACAUUUAUUAGUUUGAUUAAGUCCAGAAGCAUUGAUGCAAAAUCUCUUGCCUUUUUCCAGCUUUCCAGAAUGGCGACUUUUCUUUGCACAUAUUGUAAAAACUUUUCCUAGCAUCUGGUAUGGAGAUUUUGAGUUUCAUGAAGUGGACAGAACAAUGAUGAAUGACAAGCCUUGAUAAAUGUUUGCAAGUGAUUUCUAUAUGAAAUAAAAGCAUUACUUUAGCACAGUAAAAAAUGGGGAAAGUUUGUGAAAUAUAGUUCAGUUAAAUUUAUCUUUUGAAGUUUACAAAUUAUACUUCUGUUAAAUUUCUCUCUCUAAUGUAUGAAAGCUCAGCUGUAAUAAUUGCAUUUUUGGGGAAUCUAGAAAUUUUGUACCACAUAAAAAUGCAUAUUGCAUACAACUUGAUGUGCAUGAAACCAGUACAUUGUAAUAUCCAGUUUUCCCUUGCAAAGAUGAAUAUGGCAACAAGUCUGUUAUCUGUAUAUUUUCCUCAUCGCUUGAUAAUUCAUUGUACUUGGGCAGUGUGGUGUUUUGACAUUGUAACCCAUGACCAAAUGACAAUAUCACAUUCAGAGAACUGCCACAUGGUACGUGAACCAACUUUGUAACUCAUUGUGGAAGUUUUUGUAUGUUGUAGGCGUUAGACUCUGUAAAUAUUGGGCGAGAGAAACUUAUAUUUGGUAUGUCAAAUUUAUAUGAAACUAACGUUAUAGGAAAGUGCAAAUGUUUAUUUCGUAGGAACGUACAUUGCUUGUGAUUUAGCCGAUAGUUUUCCAACUAAUGCUUUAAGAGAGUAUCUGUGUUUUGUAAUGGAACUAUUUUUUAAUACAUGUAAAUAAUGAAA